AUGUCUGGUUAUAAGGAUUCGAAGUUUGAUGAGAAGGAGUUCGAUAAGAUGGGAUUAAAGUACUUGGAAAAAAUCAAAUUUGAAAAGCUCAAGUGUUCAAGGGCUGCUCGGAGGAUGGCUCAAAUAACGAAGUGGGCGAUACGAGUAGUGACCGUACUGCUGAUAUUGGCAUGUGCAUGGCAGCUAGCGGAAAUAAGAGGGGCGUUGAAGCCGAGGGUGGCGCACGGGCAACGGUUGUUGUCUUCUUCUUUUGCACCGGAAAGUGAGUGUAUUAUGCUUCUCAAGUAUGGUGUCUCCGCAUGA
Messenger RNA from Ilex paraguariensis (yerba mate), 303 nucleotides. NCBI's taxonomy places the organism in Eukaryota, Viridiplantae, Streptophyta, Magnoliopsida, Aquifoliales, Aquifoliaceae. The record is from the annotation of a GenBank genome assembly.